Molecule: messenger RNA, 441 nt
Organism: Phacochoerus africanus (Common warthog)
Lineage: Eukaryota; Metazoa; Chordata; Mammalia; Artiodactyla; Suidae
Gene: NMS
Product: neuromedin S
Exons: 9
Coding region: 1-441 (146 amino acids)
Source: RefSeq, a predicted model, not a curated record
AUGAAACAUCUUCUUGCCCAGUUCCCAUUCAUCUUGGCUAUCUAUUGCCUCUGCCUGCUACAGAUUCCCUCUUCAGGAUUUUCUCAACAUUGGACUGAUCCUGCAGAUGGCUUGGAUAUUGUGAGGCUUGAGUGGCUGGCAUAUUGGGCAACUCUUUCUAGACAACCCAAGGAUAAUCAAGAUAUCUACAAAAGAUUUUUAUUUCACUACUCCAGAACUCAGGAGCCAACACCUCCAGUUAAAACUGGGUUUCCUCCUGUGCACCCUCUAAUGCGCCUGGCUGCGAAGCUCGCCAACCGCAGAAUGAAAAGAUUUCGGCAGCGGGAUUUGGGGGCAGCUGCAGGGGAUUUUAGCAAGAAGGAUCACGAUGCCACCUUGGGAAGACCAUUUUUCCUUUUCAGGCCAAGGAAUGGAAGAAAUCUUGACAUUAACACCUGGUAG